Spirodela intermedia is the source of this 3630-nucleotide messenger RNA. Lineage: Eukaryota; Viridiplantae; Streptophyta; Magnoliopsida; Alismatales; Araceae. The record is from the annotation of a GenBank genome assembly.
AUGAGUGGGUACGGUUUGCAGCUUAGGAAGAAGCCAGUGGCCACCAGGCCCACCCUCCCGCCUCCGGCUCCUGGUUUCGGGGCUGGGGAUGAGGAUGACGACGAUGUAGAGAAGGAUAUCGCCCGCCAGGCUGCUAUGAAAAGGUCGAAGAAGGAAGUAAGGCUCCCUGACUCUGAUCUUUAAACUUUUAUAGGGGGAAGGCCUAAGUUGGAUGUUUUACUUGAUCCACCGCAUGAAGCAGUGACCAUAGUUUCCGAAAUAAACGCUAGGAUGAACGUUAAUAUAAUAGGAUAUACGAUAAAGACAUACACAUUAGGAUGACUAAUAUCUAAUGCCUAUUCUGGAGAUUUAGAUAUUUUAUGGUUGAUUUAAUUCCAAUAGAAAACUGCGAAGGGAAUUCCCUCGAACCUCUUCCGUAUUUUUUCUAUAGCGUAAUUCUUUCACUACUUGGCAUUGUCUAGCUCUUUAUUUCUUGAUGUGUGGUAUACACAAGCUUGGGAAUGAAAAUUUCGCAGCUUUCAGGUCAUACUCAGAACCUCUGCUACGUUUCUCUAGUCUCUACGUUUACCUCAAUUGAUUCACAUACCUUUAAAUAUUCCUUCAUCUCUGGUUUCUUAUUGGCAGUUGAUGUUUCAUGGUGUCCUCACUUUUCAUUAUUUUUUGUUUCUGAAGACAGAGGCCAUGCACAAGAAAGCCUUAGCGGAGGAUUCUUCUAUUUUUGACUAUGACGGGGCAUAUGAUAAGUUUAAGCAGGAGACUGUCCGGCCUCUUGCACAGGAUAAGACAGAGCGGAAGGUACUUUUCAAUUUUCUCAUUCCGCUUUGAUAAAUUUUGGCCUUCAUCGACCAUCAACAAAGAAAGAUACAUGGACGCACUGUAGUUUUUUAUUUCCAGUCCGCCUGUAAAAUAUCUUUCAGAAAAGUAGAAGAAAGUGAACUUCGAGACAGAACAUGAUCUUUUUUUUCUUAAGUUUGUUCAAAUACUCAUUCUUUGAGUGACAAAUAUGUUUGCGAUUUUAAAUAAUUUUUCUUGGAUUAAAUUAUUAGUAAAGCUUUGGAGGAGGGGAUGGUUUUUUUGUUUAGUAUUAUUACCUUUUGAUAGUUAUUUUUCAAGGUUCUCAUUGUUAUCCUUUCCUUUGUGAUGACAUUUUAUAAAUGAUCAACAUUAUCAUCAAACUUGUGCUGCCAGCCUGAAGUCAGAUUUACUUUCGCUAUAACGCUGUAGACUUGAUAGUUGCUAGCUGGUGAAAACGGACCACCUUGCUGAAAAUUCUGGAAGUUGGAUUGUAGACCCCUUGGAUCACACUAUAUUCCUUUAAAUUAGUUUGGAUGACUGGUUCUGAACGUUUACAUACAAUGCAGAUUAAAGAGACUAUUCUAUGAAGCUUUCUAUGAAACUAUUCUAGAAUAAUCAUAGACUAGUCCAUGACUAUUCUAUGAAGACAAUGUCAUUCAACCUUUAUGUCCGAACAAGAUCAUUAUCUACCUGAGGAUAAAUCUAUUUGCAUAUUCUUAUGACUUGAAAAUUUGUUUUAUGAAACUAAAUGAGUCAAAAUGCCGUGUCUGAUAAAGAACAGAAUAAGUUUUUUAUUCAUCAUAGCAUUUCCUUUUCAGUUCUUGUUGAUCAUACUGAAGCACUAAAACAUCUGUGAGUGAGCAUAAAAAUUACACAACGGAGAAAAAAACCCUUGAAAAGGAACAAGCUUAGUAAUUUUCAAUCAAGUGAAAAGAAGAAGUAAAAGACAACCGUGACUAAUACGUAUGCGUUGUGCGUGCUUCAAUCUGCUGCGGCCAGCAGUACUUUGAAUUUUCGAUGUUCUCUGCAUUUUAUACAUAUGUGUGCGUAAAGCAUUUGAAGGCCAUUCCGAUGAUCAGGUAGACUCGUGGACCUACGAUAGAGUUCUAAUACUUCUAUCCAAUGCGUGUUUUUGGAGUAUUUUGAUAUAAUGCUGACCAAAACCAUCCUUUAGGACGUUGAAAUGCAAAUGCAAAGGUUGUGAUUUAUUGGAAAUAAUUGUGUAUGUCAAGAUCAUUGUCAUUCCUUUUAUCUUUUCCUCAUCUGUAUGUACACAUUUUCAUUUUUAAGUUUAUUGCAUAUGAGGAUCUAAUGGUCUUGAUGCCUUACCAUUCAGCCAAAAUACAUACUGAAACUGAUGGAGAAAGCCAAAGAACGGGAGCGAGAGCAUGAAAUCGUCUACGAAAAGAAGUUGCUCAAAGAGAGAAGCAAAGACGAUCACCUUUUUUCUGACAAAGAGAAGUUUGUUACAUCUGGCUACAAGAAAAAGCUUGCUGAGCAGGCAAAGUGGCUGGAAGAGGAGCGCUUACGUGAACUUCGAGAGGCGAAAAAUGAUGUACGCUUCUCCAACUCAUUUUGACUUUUCCUUCCUUUAUUAAAUUGCGGCGUCCUUGUGAUCCUAUCAAGACACUCGAUUCAUUCAGAUUUUCUUAGCCAAAUCGUUAUUUUGAGUGAAAUUCAUUAAAUAUUUAUUAUUUUAUUCUUUCGCGAAUGAAAGUAGUACUUCUCAUAUGGUGUCUUCUCAUAUGGUGAAACAAACUAAAGCAUGUCCAGGUAGCUGAGCUUUUUGAUCUAAAUCUGAAUGAGUACAUGUAUAAGAGGACCCAGAUCCUGAUCACUACCUUACGGUCAACGUAUGAAAAGCCUAGUACAACAGUGAGUCUAUCAGAGUAUAGGUGAAAGAGAAAUCAUCCUCUAUUCGGAGCCUUCUCCCUUCUCCUGCAUAAUGACUAGUGCAUAUGUCUCCACAUCCAAAACUACACCUGGACUGGCUUGGAUGCUGACUGGACAAUUCUGUGGUGACUUGGCACCUGGACGAAAUGGCUGAUCUUACAUGGAUAGGGAAAUUCAAGGCCUUGUCUCUCCUCUGGCCAGAGGGAGAGCUGAAGAACAGUCAAAAGUAAUCAGAAGAAGAGGCUGCUGCAGCCAGCAGAAGCAAGAGAACAGGAGAGAAGGCAGUUGAAUAUUAAUUAUUUUGAAUCGGAUUUUGGAAAUUAAAAAAAAAUCUUUGGUCUAGGAUCUUUCUAUAUCUGUCCUUUAUUCCUUUUCUCUCUUUUUAUUUUUAUUUUAUUUUAUCAUCACAUGAUAAUCUCUGGUCGAUGGCCCUUCAUCCUCUUCUUUGAUUCGGCUGCUGAAACAAUGCUUGAUGAUGCAUUAUUUUUUCCUAGAUCAGAUCUCCGGCAUGGCUAAUCCGGGUCAAAAUAUGGUUUUGCCCAACAGGUGACGAAGGGCGAUCUCACUGAUUUCUACUUCAAUCUGAAUAAAAACGUCGCCUUUGGAGCCGGAGGAUCUGAACCCAAGAAGCCUUCUGUAACACCCGAGCCUGCACCUGAUAGGCCCGCUGAGAGGCAGGUCAAGGAAUACAGUCAACCCCUAGCUUCCCCCAGCAGAGCCUCCACCCCGGACGUCCCACGGCACCGAGGAGUCGCUUCCCAGCCACCAGAACCGGCGGCGCAGCCGGCGGCGGCGGCGGAAGAGGCGGAAGAGGCGGAAGAGGCAGGUGCCGCCAAGGAGCAACCGCCGGUGGAACGAUACAAGAGAACAGAGGACGCGGUGGCCGCAGCCAGAGACCGCUACCUGGCGAGGAAGAGGGCGAGGGGCCCGGAGCUCUUCUGA